Chaetura pelagica (chimney swift) is the source of this 869-nucleotide messenger RNA. Its product is annotated as leucine-rich repeat transmembrane protein FLRT1-like. The record is from RefSeq and is a predicted model, not a curated record. NCBI's taxonomy places the organism in Eukaryota, Metazoa, Chordata, Aves, Apodiformes, Apodidae. Gene Ontology annotation, molecular function: protein binding. The transcript has a single exon. The annotation marks the transcript as partial.
GGGGCCACCACCUUGUUCCUCCAGAACAACCAGAUCAGGGAUUCGGGGAUCCCCCCGGAUUUGGGGCUCCUCCCGUCCCUCCGCGUCCUCUACCUUUACGCCAACUCCUUGGAGAACCUCCCCGCUCACCUCCCCCCGGCCCUCCGGGAGCUUCACCUCCAGGACAACAACGUCCGGGGGAUCUGCAGGAGGUUCCUGGCCCGGGUUCCCCUCUUGGAAAGGCUCCACUUGGAUGACAAUUCCCUCUCGGCCGCCGGGAUCGAGGAAGACGCUUUCGUCGACAACCGGCGCUUGAGGCUCCUCUUCCUCUCCAGGAACCACCUGAGCAGCGUCCCCCCCGGGCUCCCCCCGGGCUUGGAGGAGCUGAGGUUGGACGACAACAGGAUCCACACCAUCCCCAUCAAGGCCUUUCAAGGGCUGUCGGCCCUCAGGAGGUUGGUGUUGGACGGGAACCUGUUGGCCAACCAGCGCAUGGCCGACGACACCUUCAGCGGGUUGUUCAACCUCAGCGAGUUGUCCCUGGGCAGGAAUUCUUUGGCCUCCCCACCUUUGAAUUUGCCCCCCAACCGCCUGCGGCGUCUCUCCUUGGCCGCCAACUCCAUCAGCCACGUCCCCCCGGGCUCCCUGGCCAAGAUGAGCUCCUUGGAGAGGUUGGAUCUGUCCGACAACAACCUGACGACGUUGCCCCGCGGGUUGUUCGACGGCCUGGGGAGGUUGAGCCACUUGGGGUUGAGGAACAACCCGUGGUUUUGCGGGUGCAACUUGGCCUGGUUGAGGGACUGGUUGAACCGACGGGCCCCCCCGGGGUUGGAGGUGAGGGGGCUGCUCUGCCAGGCGCCCGCCCGGCUCAGGGGGCUGCCCGUGGGGGA